GGAAGUUGUCUGACAUAGAAAGUGGGAAAUUCAAAAUUCAAAACAUUUUUGAAUUAAAUAUGUUUGGGCAAUUUUAGUUUUAUAUCGGAUUACAUACCUAUGAACAGAGUAAACCAUUGUCUCUUUUGAAUGUUAAAGUAACGUUCUUUGUUGUUUUAAAUUUGCUUUUUAUUUGCGUUUUAAAGCGAACAGUCACUGGAGUACAGCUGUUCUAAGAGGCCCACAGUAUGCCUGCAGACAACACCUCUGAACUUCUCAAGCACUAUGAGGUUUAUGAAACCAUUGGCUCAGGGGGGUUUGCCAAGGUCAAACUUGGCAGGCACUUACUGACAGGAGAGAAAGUGGCCAUCAAAAUAAUGGAGAAGAAAGACCUAGGGGAUGACCUGCCACGAGUUAAAAUAGAGAUUGAGGCUAUGAAGAACCUCAGUCAUCAACAUGUGUGUCGUCUCUACCAUGUCAUCGAGACAUCUAGCAAGAUCUACAUGGUGCUUGAGUACUGUCCUGGAGGAGAACUGUUUGAUUACAUCAUUGCUAAAGACCGGUUAUCAGAGGAGGAGACUCGAAUGUUUUUCCGUCAGAUCAUCUCUGCUUUGGCCUAUGUUCACAGCCAGGGCUAUGCCCACAGAGACCUCAAACCGGAAAACCUGCUAAUUGAUGAAGAUCAGAACCUGAAACUCAUUGACUUUGGCCUUUGUGCCAAACCAAAGGGCGGUUUGGGUUAUGAACUGAUGACCUGCUGUGGCAGUCCAGCAUACGCAGCUCCAGAGCUCAUUCAGGGCAAGGCGUACAUUGGCUCUGAGGCUGAUGUAUGGAGCAUAGGUGUGUUGCUAUAUGCUCUCCUGUGUGGUUUUCUACCAUUUGAUGAUGACAAUUGCAUGGUCCUCUACAGAAAAAUCACACGAGGCAAAUACAGAAUCCCACAGUGGCUUUCACCUGCCAGCAUUCUGCUUCUAAACCAUACGAUGCAGGUGGACCCAAAGAGGCGUUUGACAGUAAAACAGUUGCUUGAUCACCCCUGGGUUAUGAUGGGUUACAGUACACCAGUAGAGUGGCACAGUAAACACCCUUUGGGUCACAUAGAUGACGACUGUAUUACUGAAAUGGCAGUGGCUUUCAAACAGUCCAGACAUCGCACAAUCCAGCUUGUGUCAGAGUGGAAGUAUGACCACAUGACAGCCACCUACCUUUUACUGCUGGCUAAAAAGCGUCAGGGUCGUCCUGUGCGUUUAAGACCAGAAUGGCCUGUGCUGGACCUCACCAACUCCCCUCUAAAGGACAUACAACUGAAGAAGAAUCUACGCUUGAGUGAGGAUGAUGAUGGUGUUCACCCAGUGGUGCCUGGCUCUCUGGUCUUCCUCCCUAAUUGCUACAAUGACGAGAAUCCCUGGACCCCUCUCACGCCCAAGAACACACACACCACAAACACUCCACACAUGAAAAAUAUCUCCAAAACAUCAGAGAAGCGGAAUGAAAUAGGCCACUCCCCCUUCAUAGACCAAGGCAGGCCCUGCCCACUGAAACCAGAGAGACGUGAUGGGACGAGAGAAAAUAAAGAGAAUCUUGCCGUAACCAGCGCCGAUGGAGAUGGUUUUGCUCUGCCUGCGCCCCGAACGCCAAUGUGCAGUAGAAAAGCCCGAACCAACAGAACUGCGACAACACCCAACAACAACAUUACAAACACGAGUAGUGAUCCAAACAAAGGAGUGGGCAGUGCUUCUAAAGAAGUGUCCCGCAGGAGAGAGUUGGACCAACAGCAGAGCAGCCAACAAGGAGAGCUGGAGAUACUGGCUUUCAGCCCUGAGAGGAGGUCUCGAUCUCUGGACUUGGCAGGCUGUCAGGUGGACAGUGGACAGAAGCGUAAAGGUGGGAAGGUGUUCGGCAGUCUGGAGAGAGGCCUUGAUAAAGUUAUCACAAUGCUCACACCCAGCAAGAGGAGAGGACUGAAUGACGGGCCACGCAAAAUAAAGGCUCAAUACAACGUGACGCUCACCAGUCAGACUAAUGCAGACCAAGUGCUCAAUGAGAUUCUCAGCAUCUUACUGGAGAAGAAUGUGGACUUCGUUCAGAAGGGCUAUACUCUGAAGUGCCACAAAAAGUCAGACUUUGGGAAGGUAACCAUGCAGUUUGAGCUGGAGGUGUGUAUCCUACAGAAGUCAGAGGUGGUUGGGAUUCGUCGGCAACGGCUCAAAGGUGAUGCCUGGGUGUACAAGCAUCUGGUCGAGAACAUCCUUUCCACAUCCAGCAUCUGAUGUCACUGUGUCCUCUGCAAGGGUGAAAUUGCAUCACUGGUUCACCAUAAGUUAAACACGUUGAUGAGGUCCGUUUGAUGUCCAUUCAAGUUCCACAUUUCACUAUUCGUAUGGUGCAUCAUUUUGCCUCAGGUACCACUUAUACCGCACAGUGUUGUUUGUCACAUUCUGCUCUUAACAGAAAUGCAAAUAUUUUUUUGUCACUUUAUACUAAUUUCUCAUUAUGGAAUGGUAACUUCUCCCUUCUAGUUCAACAUUAAUCACUAUUUAUCUAGCACUAUAGCACCAAAUGUCUCUUAUUUUCUCUUUUAUUUGUUUUUGUGUUUCUGUAUCUUAUGUCACGUUUUAUUUGUUUUUAGCAUUUUU
Messenger RNA from Xyrauchen texanus (razorback sucker), 2615 nucleotides. Its product is annotated as maternal embryonic leucine zipper kinase-like. The record is from RefSeq and is a predicted model, not a curated record. Gene Ontology annotation, molecular function: tau-protein kinase activity; ATP binding; protein serine/threonine kinase activity. Gene Ontology annotation, cellular component: cytoplasm. Bases 228 to 2249 code for a protein of 673 amino acids. Gene Ontology annotation, biological process: microtubule cytoskeleton organization; intracellular signal transduction; protein phosphorylation. Lineage: Eukaryota; Metazoa; Chordata; Actinopteri; Cypriniformes; Catostomidae. The transcript has 18 exons.